Messenger RNA from Tripterygium wilfordii, 1193 nucleotides. RefSeq names its product eukaryotic translation initiation factor 3 subunit F. Gene Ontology annotation, biological process: translational initiation. The transcript is spliced from 6 exons. NCBI's taxonomy places the organism in Eukaryota, Viridiplantae, Streptophyta, Magnoliopsida, Celastrales, Celastraceae. Gene Ontology annotation, cellular component: eukaryotic translation initiation factor 3 complex, eIF3m. Bases 90 to 950 code for a protein of 286 amino acids. Gene Ontology annotation, molecular function: translation initiation factor activity; metallopeptidase activity; translation initiation factor binding. The record is from RefSeq and is a predicted model, not a curated record.
AGCAGAACUCCUAAAACCCUAGAUAGCGGUCUGGCCAUCUCUGAUAUCUUGUCAUCAAUCGGUUUCUCUUCCCUAAUCGAGAUCAGAGAAUGGCGUCGAGCGAUAAUACUGUGUUACAAUUCGCGGCAUCAUCCUCGACGAACCUAUCAGCCAAGGUACACCCUCUUGUGAUCUUCAACAUCUGCGAUUGCUUCGUGAGGCGCCCUGACCAGGCCGAGCGAGUCAUCGGCACUCUACUUGGCUCAAUUCUACCUGAUGGAACCGUCGAUAUCCGCAACUCCUAUGCCGUUCCACACAACGAAUCCUCCGACCAGGUUGCAUUGGAUAUCGAUUACCAUCAUAACAUGUUGUUAUCUCAUCAAAAAGUAAACCCAAAGGAAGUUAUAGUUGGAUGGUACUCUACCGGGUUGGGAGUCUCUGGCGGUAGCGCAUUGAUACAUGAUUUUUACUCAAGAGAAAUUCCUAAUCCUGUUCACUUGACUGUAGACACUGGAUUCAGUAAUGGAGGGGGUACUAUAAAAGCUUAUGUUUCGGCCAACUUAUCUCUUGGGGACCGGCAGCUUGCAGCACAAUUCCAGGAAAUCCCUCUUGAUCAACGAAUGGUUGAAGCUGAGCAAGUUGGAUUUGACAUCCUAAAAACAAAUAUGGUUGACAAACUACCAAGCGAGUUGGAAGGAAUGGAAGUAACAAUGGAACGACUGCUAGCUCUGAUUAAGGAUGUAUACAAAUAUGUUGAUGAUGUUGUGGAAGGUCAUGUUGCCCCAGAUAAUGAAAUUGGGAGAUUCAUAUCAGAUACUCUUGCCUCCCUUCCUAAGAUGUCUCCUGCUGCUUUUGAUAAGCUUGUGAAUGACAGCAUGCAGGAUCAUUUGCUCUUACUGUAUUUGUCAAGCAUCACCAGGACGCAGCUCAGCUUAGCAGAAAAGUUGAACACUGCUGCUCAGAUCCUGUAAUUUGCCGUCUCUGGGUGUGACUGUUUGCGAAGAUAUUCCUUUUUGAAUUCUUGAACCAUUGUGGGCGUAGUAUCUACCCAACAUUGAGAGAGUUGUCUCAACCAAGUUUGUAAUAUUCAUAACGGAGUUUGAAUAGGAAGACUUAUCAAUUUUAACAUAAUUGCUUUUAUUGUAGCCUUCAGCUUUGGACAGGAUUUUUUUGACAUCUUGUUCUUACAUAUGAUUGAAGAUUUUUGGUUUCAA